GUCACAAAGAGUCAAACCCUAACCUCUAUAAAGGCUAGUCCCCUACGUUUGCCUUACCGCCAAAAGUUACAAAAACCCGAAAGAUUAUGAAAAUAUUCAUGCCCACGUAAAUGGAGGGCUAUCUAACUAGCUUACUUCAAUCCUCUCUGCGUCUAAACCAGUUGAAGCAAGUUCACGCCCUGGUAAUCACUAAGCACCCAUCUCUUACUCCGGUUUUCGUUAAAAAGCUCCUCGACUCGUCUGCCGUACAUUAUGCGCGCAGAUUGUUUGAUAAAAUUCCUCAACCAGAUAUGCAUAUUUAUAACGCUCUUGUUUGUUCCUAUUCCAAACUAUCAAUGAAUAAAGAGGCCUUGGAGACGUUCUGCUCAAUGUACCAGAGCGGUAUUCGAGUGUUUUCUUCCACAGUUCCUCCCGUUAUCAAGUCGUGUUUGUCGUUGCGUGCUAUCAAUGUUGGGAAACAAAUGCAUAGUGUUGCAAUAAGUCGGGGGUGCGAUACAACUGUUUUUGUUCAGACUGCUUUGAUGGACUUUUAUGUCAAAAAUGAUGAUUUAGUCUCCGCGAGGAAAAUUCUUGAUGGGAGUUUGGUUAAGGAUCCAGGUUGUUACAAUUGUUUGAUUUCUGGGUAUUCUAGGUCUGGCGAUACUAAAGCGGCUAGGCGACUCUUUGAUGACAUGCCUGAGAGAACUGUUGUCUCGUGGAAUUCUAUGAUUUCUUGUUAUGCACAAAAUGAGGAUUAUCAUGAGGCUUUGAGGCUUAUCGAGAGAAUGCAGGCUGAAAAUUUUGGUCCGAGUAAGAUCACUCUGGUGAUCUUGCUCUCAAUUUGUGCUAAGCUGGGAGAUCUCGAGAUGGGGCUGGGAAUUAAGAAGAAGUACAUAGACGAUAGUAGUUUGCGAUCGGAUAUGAUAAUUUCAACUGCGAUUUUAGAACUGUAUGUUAAAUGCGGGGCUGUUGAUGGUGCUCGUAGAGAGUUUGAUAGAAUGGAUAGAAGAGAUGUUGUCGCAUGGAGUGCAAUGCUUGCUGGUUAUGCCCAAAAUGGAAGAUCAAUUGAGGCCAUAAAGCUCUUUGAACGCAUGAUGAAUGAAAAAAUUAAACCGGAUAAUGCAGCACUUGUCAGUGCUCUAUCCGCUUGUGCUCAAUCAGGCUUUGUAGAAGUUGGAGAGCGUAUUAGCGCCUAUGUAGAGAGUCACAGCUUCACUUCAGAUGUAAAAGUGGCCUCUGCAUUGUUAGAUAUGCAUUCCAAGUUUGGUAACAUUGAUAAAGCUCGCCAAGUGUUCGAUGAGAUGCGCGUAAAGGACAUUGUUAGUUGGAACUCGAUGAUUUCUGGGUUAGCAGUUAAUGGUUAUGCAGAGGAAGCAAUUCAUCUUUACGAGAAAAUGAAAGAAACGGGGUUGAAACCAGAUAACAUCACAUUUUCAGGGCUAUUGACAGCCUGCACACAUGCAGGCCUUAUUGAACUGGGUCUUAAGUUCUUCGAAAGCAUGAAAUCAGACUACGGGAUUACUCCGGAGAUAGAACACCAUGCUUGUGUUAUAGAUCUUUUCUGCAGAUCAGGAAGACUAAAGGAUGCAUACGAGUAUAUAUCAAGAAUGGAAGUGGAUUCCAAUGUUGUUAUAUGGGGUACCUUGCUGAGUGCUUCUAGAACUCACAUGAAUGUAGAACUUACUGAGAGUUGUCUUAAGAAACUACUUGAGUUAGAGCCUGAGUACUAUGGAAAUUAUGUCUUUCUUUCUAAUCUUUAUGCCAGUAUCGGAAAAUGGGAAGAAGCCUCGGAGGUACGAAAAUUGAUGAAAGAUAGGAAGCUGAAGAAGGAAGUUGCUUAUAGUUGUAUAACAGCAGGGAAUGAGUUGCACAAAUUCUUAGUUGGGGACACUUCCCAUCAUAGGUGGAAUGAAAUCUUUAGCCUUGUUAAUGAGUUGGCCAUACAGCUGACUAGUGCUGGCCAAGAGUAGAACUUGGAUUUGGAAAUCUGUUGAUGAUUAUAGUAAAAAAAAAGAAAAAAAGAAAAAGAGACAAGUGGAUUUCCUGCUUGUGCGUUCAGGUCUUAUAUCAAAGACUGCCACUUGGAAGCCUAUGACUGGUAGACAGUUUUUCAUGUGAGUUAUCUUGAUUUUACCUCUUUUGGU
This is a messenger RNA of Morus notabilis, 2123 nucleotides long. Its product is annotated as pentatricopeptide repeat-containing protein At1g08070, chloroplastic. Gene Ontology annotation, molecular function: protein binding; RNA binding. The transcript has a single exon. Gene Ontology annotation, biological process: RNA modification. Bases 111 to 1949 code for a protein of 612 amino acids. The record is from RefSeq and is a predicted model, not a curated record. NCBI's taxonomy places the organism in Eukaryota, Viridiplantae, Streptophyta, Magnoliopsida, Rosales, Moraceae.